This is a messenger RNA of Limulus polyphemus (Atlantic horseshoe crab), 961 nucleotides long. Its product is annotated as U11/U12 small nuclear ribonucleoprotein 25 kDa protein-like. Gene Ontology annotation, cellular component: U12-type spliceosomal complex. The transcript is spliced from 5 exons. Gene Ontology annotation, molecular function: protein binding. The record is from RefSeq and is a predicted model, not a curated record. Gene Ontology annotation, biological process: mRNA splicing, via spliceosome. Lineage: Eukaryota; Metazoa; Arthropoda; Merostomata; Xiphosura; Limulidae. The coding region runs from base 338 to 838 and encodes 166 amino acids.
UACAAGCUACAGCGUUGAUGUGACUGAUGUCAGCUACAACAUUUGGGCAGAAAACGUUUUCUGCUAAAGCUCCUGACAAAGGAAGUUUUCCUUUAGAUCAUGAAGGUGAAUGCAAGAAGCAUAUGUUGAAAUAUCUACUUUGCUUGAGACAAAAUAAUAAUAACAACACACCUUGUAGGUUGUUCGCCAAGGAUUAUCUUCAGUGUCGAAUGGAUAAGCAGCUUAUGACUAAAGAAGACUUAACGAAGCUUGGAUUUUCUGAUGUGGAGAAGCAUUCUGAUAAAGAAUAAUAGUAAAAUAUUGAAAAUUUUAACAAUUAGAAGAGAGUGAAGAUAAAAUGUCAAUAAAAGAAGAACUUGACUUAGUUGAGACGACUGUAUAUAAAGACGAAGAAGACAAUGGCUGUUCUAGUACAGGCCUUUCUCACCAGGAGGCUCUGGCUAAAGUUGAAGUAGGUAUAUCUGAACUAAUAAAGAAUGAUCCACUUCUUAAAUUUCUACCAGAAGAUGUGACACUUGAAGAACUAACUUCCCAGAUUGCUCUGGAGCAUGGUGGUGCCAUGACAGUGGUAGUGCAGAGGAAAGAUGGUGAGGAAUAUCCUGUUGUGGUAGAACAAAAAGCCACUGUGGGAAAUUUGAAGAAGGCAUUACAGAGACAUGUAACAUUGAAGCAGAAAAGAGAGAGCAUAAGUCGAACACUUAGUUGGAGAUACGUUUGGAAAACCUACUGGUUAUAUUUCAAUGGCCAGAAGCUGACCCAAGAUACUAAACUUUUAAAGGAAUACGGUAUAACUAACAACUCGAUGGUUACUUUCAUCAAACGCCUGCGAGUUUCGUAGUGAAAGUGCCUUGAAGUUAAAGACGUUUGAGAAGUAAACUUCGUGUUUUAAUUUACGUACUGUAUUGAGCUCUCUCUCUCUGUACCAAAGAAUUGAAAAUAAAUCCCUUGUGAAUUUUUUUCA